This is a messenger RNA of Labeo rohita (rohu), 2516 nucleotides long. RefSeq names its product protein interacting with cyclin A1 (gene proca1). Bases 144 to 2312 code for a protein of 722 amino acids. The transcript is spliced from 4 exons. Gene Ontology annotation, biological process: phospholipid metabolic process; arachidonate secretion. Gene Ontology annotation, molecular function: A2-type glycerophospholipase activity. NCBI's taxonomy places the organism in Eukaryota, Metazoa, Chordata, Actinopteri, Cypriniformes, Cyprinidae. The record is from RefSeq and is a predicted model, not a curated record.
AAUUAAAUGACAGACCCCUCCCAUUAUUGACCGGCAAUAUAAUAAUACCCACGGCAGCCGGUGAAAGAAGCCGGUACUCGUUGGAGAGGAGAGGCUGCGGUGCUGUCUGAGACUCCGUGGUGCUGAAAGUGCCACCCGCCGCGAUGUGGUCCGUGUUUUUCGUGUUUCUGUCUUACCUAGACAGGAACUUUGUUAAAGGCGAAUUCUUAAGCCAAGCUUUAGAUGCAGAAAAAGAGAGCAAAGUGCUCUUUUACAUGCUCAACAACACUCUUUGCGCCAAAAGUUCGGUUGUGGGAGACUAUCACCUCCAUCAGGUUACCGAUGGAGCUGAAGAGGUUCGCUCUGUGCAUGACUCUGAGGGCCGCCUGGUCGACUGCUCUGUGAUCCAAAACGAAAUGCAAGUCAAAUCCUUCAUGCACGUUUGCAGACUUGGGCUAAGAAACCAAAUGAGCUCUGAUCUUAAGAUGACUUUGACUGGGGUGUCCGAGGCGAAGGCGAACUGUAACAAGUUGAAAUCAAAAGGCGACAGAAACGUGAUCGCGACGACAAAACAAGCAAAAGAACCGAACUCGGAGGCAGCGAACGAUAAAAAGACGCGAAACAAGCGAGGCUUCACUUAUCCCGGGACUCUCUGGUGUGGUGCUGGAAACAUCGCAGAUCAUUAUGAUCAGUUGGGCGAAUUUCAAGAGACCGACAAAUGUUGCCGCGUUCACGACCAUUGCCCAUACGUUAUCCAUGCGUUCUCCUCUAACUAUGGAUACACCAACUUUAAAUGGCACUCUCUUAGCCAUUGCGACUGUGACAAUGCCUUAAAGGAAUGCCUGAGACUUGUCAAUGACACUUCAUCUCGGGUGGUCGGACAAGCCUUCUUUAAUGUGAUCGAAGUGCCUUGCUUUGAAUUUUCAUUUGAAGAACAGUGUGUUGAGCGUCACUGGUAUGGGGUGUGUAAAAAGUAUGACAAAGUUCCCGUCGCAGUGCUUAAAGAAUCAAUCCCUUAUGACUUCGGAGGCAUUGAUGUCAUUGACGUAUUGACGAUCGCUCCUCCUAAGAAGCAGCAGCCAGAUGAAGAAAAGGAGAACCAGACUGAAAGCACAACACAGUCGUCAUUCUCUGAAUCAAAGGCCGCCACCCCCGAGGAGCCCUCGCUCACAAAUGUGGUCACGGCUGCGGAGGAUUUCAUUAAAGUGCUCGCCACAGUCUCCACCUCUCAAAGCUCAUCUGCAGACGCAGGUAAAGGAGAAACUCAGACGUCGGAGAAAAAGAAGAAGAAAAAUUCCGGCAAAAAGAAAAAAGAGAACAAGAAGAAACGAGGAAAGGGUAAAGGCAGGAAGAAGAAUAAAAAACUUGACGAAGGAACAACCGGUGCGCCCUCAACCGUGCAAACAGAGGAGGUCAUGGGUAAGAACAACUUUGCAGAGGAAGCGUCUAAGAUCAAUCGUUUUAGCAUAAAAGAAAACAACUUCAUGAACAGCGAGCUAGACUCUAAAGGAAAUAAGAUGAUGCGAGAUGAUCCUCAGCGGACAGCGAAUGAUAAUCAGGAUGUUCUUACCUUAAGAGAGACAGAACCAGAGAUUCAAGAGCUAGUUUCCUCCUCGCCUACAGCUCACAUUACCCCAGCUGUCCGCGAUAAGACCAAGCUGAGACAAAGAUCCGGAAAGAAAAAGCAAAGAAAAAACAUCCCUUCCACAGUAGCCACACAACUUCAGAAACUCUCUGAAGAAAAAACUCUCUCGACCAGUCCAUCUGAAGGUGUCAGCCUCACAACGUCAACCGAGAGUCCAAACGACGCUGUAAGAAAUGAGCACACAGAAGAAGAGGAACCUGUAGUCGCUCCAACACAAAAAACACCCAUUGUUAGAACCAAAAGGCCAAGUUCGAGGCAGAGAGAAGGAAGAAAGAAAAUGAGGAAAAUCAAUGCUUCCUCUACAGAAGAACCUCCUCGUGAUAUCAGCUCUCAGGAUCUGCUAUUGUUCACAGGUUCUGCGACCGUCAGGCCAGCAGACGUGCUAGAGCGACUGGGACUGGACCAAACGGAAAGUUUGAAGGACACCAGUGGUAGACGGAACAAAGGAAGGCGUGUAAUCAAAAUCUGCUAUGAAGCCAUUGUGCCUGACGCUGCAGACACGACACCCCUUCCGACUCCGGACACUGAGUUUCAGUUAAAGGACCCUGAGAUAAACACAGCACCGAGGUUUUCUCUCCUACAGACUGACACUCCAUCUACUGCGACCCGCAGACCUAAGAAUGCAAAGAUGAAAAGAAGCAAGGAGCGAGGAAAUCGAGAAAAGCGUGGAAAAGUUAAGAGAGAGUGAAACUCAAGAAGCUCCACACGGUUGGUUAUCUUCUAGGCUGCCAUACGAUAUGCAGCAAUGUUAUUUUAAUAAGCAGCAUGUUUUUACCUACUCUGUUUUUAUAGCUCCAUUGAUGGUAGACUGAAAAAUCAGAUCAUUUUAUGAAGCAUGUGUUUUUUCGACAUGAUCGCUGAAUAAAGUCAAUAAGAGCACUGGUGAUCCUUC